Molecule: messenger RNA, 1738 nt
Organism: Plasmodium coatneyi
Lineage: Eukaryota; Apicomplexa; Aconoidasida; Haemosporida; Plasmodiidae
Exons: 2
Coding region: 239-1738 (499 amino acids)
Biological process (GO): Golgi organization
Cellular component (GO): Golgi apparatus
Molecular function (GO): protein binding
Source: RefSeq, a predicted model, not a curated record
AGCAAAGCAAACUAAAGCAAAGUCAAGUCCAGGGAAGGAAAAAUUUUGUGUCGAGCAGAUCCGCUCAGUUUCGCGAACGCCAAGGUGCGCGUGUGUGCGUAACUAUGCGGUAGGCACCAACUUGGGACGUUGCGUAAUUUACGCGGCAGUGCGUUUUUGCUAAUCCUGUUCCCCGGCAGGUGUGGGGUGUUCAUGCCCGUGCUGGGAUGUAUGUUGGGGAGUUCCCAUUUGAGAUGCCAUGGGGGCAGCCCACGUGAAGGAAGGUCGAGGAGGAUACCGCAUCGUGCGAAUUUGCCCCGAGGGGCCCAUGUCCGAGUGCGACGUGGAGAUUUUCUUCGAUUACAUUGUCCAGAUAGAAGACGUAAAAUUGCAGGACGCCUCGAGGAAGACCUACGAAUCCUUUAUGCAGAAGGUACGAGAAGGAGAAAACAAAGAGGUGCGUUUGCUAGUGUACAGCUGUCGAUAUGAUAAACUGAAGGAGGUGCAUGUGAAGCCAAGGAGGUGGAGAGGAAAGGGGUUACUAGGAAUGAAUAUAAGUUACGAAAAGGCAAAUACAAUGAAUGAAGGAAUUCAAAUUGUAAGGAUUGAGGAUGGUUACUUAGAUGUAAAAAAUAAAGUUACAGAAAAGGAAGACAUAAUCAUAGGGCAUGAAGAGAAUAUCCUUCGGAAUUGUGAUGAGCUCUGUAAUUUUGUGGAGGCUAAUUUGUCUAGCUACCAUAGAGGGAGGAAGCAGUCUCCACUGGAGCUAUCAUUUUAUGUGUAUAACAAAAGGAGGGGAGAUGUGAGGAAGGUUAAAAUGCAGGUGGACCCCACGUGGGCAAGGCACGGACUGCUCGGGUGUCACGUGAGUGAAAUGAAUGCUUCGCUUGAGGAGGGGAGGGGUAACCACGAGAUGAACCGGGAAGUGGCACAGGAGGUGACCCCAUACGAGAGGUGUAACCCCCAAGAGCAUGUCACUACCGCGGAGUGGGCCAAACACUUACCCGGUGAACCGAUCGAAUGGGGUGCAGAACCCUCCGUGGGAAGUAAUCACAUCCGAUUUGGCAGCGGUGAAGAGAACGGAGGAGAGGCCCAGGGGGAAGAACCAGAGAGCCCCCAAUAUGGCAGAUUCAAUACGCACUAUUUUAGAGACGGCAGUGGUGCGGGAAGAUCAUUGGAAAGAUCAUUGGGUAACUCACCGGGGGGGGUGCAGGACCACAAGGUGGGCGGCACAAAGAGUUACGCCUUAAGCUCCACCAUAGAGGUUGAGGCUGAGGGGAACCAGGACAUGGGUGCGAAGGAAGUACUUUCUGACGCUUCCUCUGGAAGGGAGAAGCGAAAGGGGAAGCACGUCAAGCAGCUCAUGCAGCCCUCACAGAGGAAGCAUACGUUGCACACUUCGUCCACCUCGCAAGAGUGGCACCCACCCCCGGAUGAACGGGAUACCCCCGCAGAGAGGUACGAAAGGUACGUGCAGAAUAUGAAAACGUAUAGCAAAGAAAUGAUAGAGGUUUAUAAAGACAUGGAUGAAAAUGGUAAACUUUUGGAGGAGCUAAAGUUACGGAUGUUCAGGAAUUUUACUUCGGGGGGAAAGUUGGUUGGUGAGGAAUGUGAUUACCUCGAUGGAGAGGGGAGUCUUCCUGUGGAGGGGUUAUCAGAAUGGGCGCUCCAAGGAGGGGACACAAGCGAGGGAGGAGGAACGUGCGAAGUUCAGAUGGAUGGAAAAUCUCAGGCGGGCGGAGAUGGCAUCCUGACGUAG